Messenger RNA from Histoplasma mississippiense, 1371 nucleotides. RefSeq lists its product as hypothetical. Gene Ontology annotation, biological process: dephosphorylation. The transcript is spliced from 4 exons. Bases 1 to 1371 code for a protein of 456 amino acids. NCBI's taxonomy places the organism in Eukaryota, Fungi, Ascomycota, Eurotiomycetes, Onygenales, Ajellomycetaceae. The record is from RefSeq and is a predicted model, not a curated record. Gene Ontology annotation, molecular function: phosphatase activity.
AUGACGUCCCUUGUGCCCCGCGAACCCUACUCCAAAGAAGAGCUACACAAGCUCUAUCCAGACGGCCUGCAGCUGCAAUUGGUCCAGGUGGCGAACGGACGCCCGUAUCCUCUCGUUUUCAAAACCCUACCAGGAGAAUUGACCGAUAAAGGUCGCCAGUCCACGUUUGCUCUGGGUCGACGAUUACGAUACCUCUAUGUCGACCAGCUAGGUUUCAUGCCCAAAGUUAGGUCGAACACCGAUGACAUGUACCUCCGCACAACCCCCAUCCCCCGAGCUCUCGAGUCACUGCAGCAGACCUUUUGGGGAAUGUAUCCUCCGGACACACGAACUGCGAACUUCCGCCCUCCUACCAUUGUGGCCCGGUCAUUUGCAGACGAAACGCUCUAUCCCAAUGAAAGUAAUUGCCACCGUUUCAGGCAGUUGGCCCGCCUUUUUGCCCAGCGGGCAGCGGAUAAAUGGAACCAGACCGCGGAUAUGGAAUACCUCAACUCCCUCUGGUCCAAAUGGAUGCCUUCCAGCUCUCCCCGCGUUGCGGUGGAUUCCCACCCUCGCCUCUCGGGUAUCUUGGACACAAUCAAUUCCACUCUAGCACAUGGCCCAAACACACGCCUUCCUGCGGAAUUCUACGACGCGAAGGCCCUUGAAAUAAUCGAUAAAAUUGCCAUGGACGAAUGGUUUACCGGAUACAGGGAGAGCAACGAAUAUCGUAAACUAGGUAUUGGCGCUCUUAUGGGUGAUAUAGUCGAUCGUAUGGUCCAUGCAUCGGUCCAUGGCGGCUGGCAACCGACUACAAACGGAGCUGGUGACGCCAAAGAGGUCGUUAAAUUCGCCAUAAGCGGCUGUCACGAUACCACAAUCGCCGCAAUCCUGACCAGCCUGGGUGCAUUUAACGACGGAAAGUGGCCGCCCUAUACCUCCUCGAUAGCAGUUGAACUCUUCAAAGCCACCAACAGACCCCACGCCCAAAAACCUGGCGAUAUCCUUGAAGAGCUGAACGUUCCAGAAGCAGAAACCUCAUCAGCGAAGCGGAAACCAUCCAGCCUAAUGUCUAAGCUUUUCCACGGCAAAUCCUCAUCGUCACCAUCCUUCCGAGAGCCCUCCAAAAUCGCACGCUCCAGCACAUCAGGUAUUCCCACACUUCCGCUUCAAGACUACUACGUCCGCCUUCGAUAUAACGAUCAGCCCGUUCGUAUCCCCGGCUGUGCAUCGAAACCCAGCAACCACCUUCCUGGCAAUGACACGUUUUGCACCCUCGAGGCGUUCAAGAAUAUUGCGGAUAAAUUCACUCCGCGCAACUGGCACGAGGAGUGCGCGAAGAAUUUGGACAGUGGGAUGUUUGCGGAGGGGAAUGAUGCUGCUGGCUAUUGA